This is a messenger RNA of Diversispora eburnea, 1962 nucleotides long. The record is from the annotation of a GenBank genome assembly. NCBI's taxonomy places the organism in Eukaryota, Fungi, Glomeromycota, Glomeromycetes, Diversisporales, Diversisporaceae.
AUGGGAUCCUACGAAGAUCAAGCGUCAACAUCUCAGUUUACACAAUACGAUUCUUCUUCCACUGUUCAAACGAAUGGAGUGGAUGAACAGACUCCCGUCGAAGAAAAUGUUUCAAGUUCCGAAACACAACCACAACAAUCCGAUUUAGAACGUUAUUGGGAUAUUGUCAAGUCUAAUCCAGAUGAUUUUACAUCGUGGGAAUACUUAAUACGCGUUGCAGAAACCGCUGAAGGGGGUCUCACACAACAAUCCCCACCCGAAAAUAUAACAAAUAUGCGUAAUGUUUUUGAUCAAUUUUUGGCAAAAUUUCCUUUAUGUUUUGGUUAUUGGAAGAAGUAUGCGGAUUUCGAAUUUAAUAUUCAAGGUCCAGCAGAAGCAGAAAAGAUUUACGAACGUGGAGUUGCUGCUAUAUCGAAUUCUGUUGAUCUUUGGACACAAUAUUGUUCUUUUAAAAUCGAACAUUGUUCGGAUGUAGAAGAGAUUCGAGGGUUAUUUGAACGCGGUGCUUCCCAAGUUGGCCUUGACUUUUUAUCUCACUUGUUUUGGGACAAGUAUAUAGAAUUUGAAAAAUCUAGGCAAGCUUAUGAUAGAGUUUUAAAAAUAUUGAGCAGAAUUAUUCGUAUUCCUAUGCAUCAAUAUGCAAGAUUUUUCGAUGACUUUACAAACAUAUGUGGAACGCUGCCAAUAAGUGAAUUAAUCUCUUCCGAACAAUAUGCACAGUUUGAGGAAGAAGUGCGAACAGCACCUCCAGCUCCUCCUGCAGAGGGAGCGGAGGAUGAGCAAUCUUCUUCUUCUCCCGCAGAAAAAGUAGAAAAAACGGAAGAACAAAUACAAAAUGAAAUUCGAACACGUAUUUAUAAUAUGAAUGUUGAAACUUAUAUGAAGACUCAAGUUGAAACUAAUAAACGUUGGGUAUUCGAACAAGAGAUCAAGAGACCUUACUUCCACGUAAAAGCGAUGGAUGAAGUUCAGCUGAUAAAUUGGAGAAGAUAUCUUGAUUUUGAAGAAAGUGAAGGAGAUGAUACUCGAAUUCAAGUUUUAUAUGAAAGAUGUUUGGUUGCUUGUGCUUUGUAUGAGGAAUUUUGGCAAAGAUAUGCCCGCUGGGUUAUUUCAAAAAAUCGACUUAAUGAUGUCCGUAAUAUAUAUGAAAGAGCCACAUCAGUGUUUAUUCCAAUCAGUCGGCCAAGCAUUCGUUUAUCACAUGCUUGUCUUGAAGAACAGCAGGGCAAUAUUGAAGAGGCUAGAUCAAUUUAUAAAAAAAUCCUGGAUUCUGUUCCAGGACAUGUCGAAACUAUAUUGAAAUAUGCUCAUUUUGAAAGGCGACGUCAUCCUGAUGACCUAUCGAUUGCUAUCGACGUUUUCACGUCUGCAUUGCAAAAUAACGCGUUAGAUGAUAAGUCAAAGGCUUUCGUUACAGUACAGUAUGCGAAGAUUUUAUGGCAUAAUAAAGGUUCAGUGGAAGAGGCUCGCCAAAUAUUUCAACAAAAUGCCUCUAAAUUUGUGGAUAGUAAAUACUUUUGGUUGAAUUAUUUCAACUUUGAAUUAUUUCAGAAUGAUUCUGAGACGGAAACGAAUUUAAAAAACGUGUAUGAUUUAAUUCGAAACACUUCGACACUUUCUCCCGAGUCGAUACGAGAUUUUUCGCACCGUUAUCUCGAUUUUCUCUUGGAACGUGGCACAACGAUAGCUACUUAUAACAAAAUCGAUGUAGAAUCGAAUGGUCCCAUUGUUAUACGUGCUACUUUGGAUACAAAAAAACGAGGCUUAGAAGAAGACCUCGAAAAACCUGCAAAGCAGGUGAGAAUUGAUGGGGCUGUUGAUAGUGCUUCAAUUACGGGUGCAUCUCCAACACCGACUGCACCUUAUGUCGCGCCAAGUUCGACGCAACCCCCGUAUUAUCCACAAGGCCAAUGGGGCACCCCUGGAUAUACUGGGUAUCCAGCGCCUAAUGCUGCUCAGCAG